AUGACAUACUUCACCGCCUCCUCGACUGACAUGAAGCAGGUCAAGUACGUUCUUCUUGACUGCGAUAAUACUCUCUGCCUCUCCGAGCGUCUUGCCUUCGAGGCUUGCGCUGAUCUCACCAACGAGCUCUUGGAGCAGUAUGGCAAGCCAGAACGCUACACUGUCGACAAGCUCCUCGAGGAGUUCGUUGGUCAGAACUUCCGUGGCAUGAUGGUCAACCUCCAGAAGAUCCACAACUUCCAGAUGCCACCCGAGCAACUCGAGGAGUACGUCAACAAGGAGGUCGGCUACGUCACCAAGAAGCUGUCCGAGAAGUGUACGGAGUGCCCCGGUGCCACUGCUGAGCUCGAGAAGCUUGAGAAGCAGGGCUACCCCAUGGCCGUCGUCUCUACCUCAGCCAAGCCUCGCGUCGUUGCAUCUCUCAAGAAGGUCGGCAUGGAUAAGUUCUUCCCCGAUGCCAAAGUCUACUCGGCUGCUACAUCCCUCAACCCUCCUUCCUCCAAGCCUGAUCCUAAGAUCUACCUCUUCGCCUGCGAGCAACUCGGUGUCAAGCCUGAGGAGUGCGUCACUGUCGAGGACUCUCGUUCAGGUGCUACUGCGGCCAUGCGUGCUGGUAUUCCCUUCAUCGGCUAUGUUGGUGUUUACGGUAUCGAGGACGGCAAGGAGAGAAUGGAGCAGAUGGCCAAGACCCUCAAGAACGACUGCAAGGCCGACCAGAUCAUGUACGACUGGAAGGAGUUCCCUGAGCUUCUGGCUAAGAUCGAGGCCAAGUAG
Messenger RNA from Cyphellophora attinorum, 774 nucleotides. Its product is annotated as Phosphorylated carbohydrates phosphatase. The record is from RefSeq and is a predicted model, not a curated record. Lineage: Eukaryota; Fungi; Ascomycota; Eurotiomycetes; Chaetothyriales; Cyphellophoraceae. The transcript is spliced from 2 exons. Bases 1 to 774 code for a protein of 257 amino acids.